CAUUCUUGUUUGUAGGCAUUUUUUUUCAUACGAAAGCAAGAUCUCGAUGGUUCCGAUUUAAAAAAGAGAGGCAUUCUAGUGAAGUCGAGAAGGCGCAAUAACACGCUGCUCCGUCUCCAUCUCCAUCUCCAAUUACCUAUCCUCUCCGUCGAAUCAGAAACCCUAACCUCACCGUACCACGGCCUACGAGCCGGAAUGACCACAUCAGCCGCCGACGAUGGCAGCUCUUUGGCGCCUACCAUCACCGAGGGAGAAACCACAGCCGACGCCGGUGCUGGGGCAGGUGUUGAGUGCGUCGAGGGCAAAGAGAUGAAGGUUGGGGCCGCGGCUCCAGUUGAGGAGCCGGAUAAGGAGGCGGCGCGGGAGGAGGAUCCUGGUGAUGAUGAUGACUAUGAGGAGGAGGAGGAGGAGGAGGAGGAGGAGGAGGAGGAGGAGGAGGAGGAGGAGGAGGAGGUGGAGGAGGAGACGGAAACUGCGAAUGGGAAAGAGGCUGAGUUGAUGGAGCCAUUGGCGGCGCUGAAGCCUGGGGAGGAGGUCAAACCUGAAAAGCUAGAGGGGGAGAAGGAAGAGCUGGAUGAGGAGCCCGAGGCAUCGGAAGAGGACCCCGAGGAGGUGGAAGAGUUGAAGGAGGAGGGCGACGGUAUUGCGGAGGAAGGCUUGGUGGAUGGGUCGGAGGCGAACGAUGAUAAAGAUGCUGAUCAAUUGAGCAGUGGGAGUGAUAGUGGUGGAAGCAGAAGUCGUGGUAUGCAGAACUCUGAACUUGCUGGAGGUCUUGAAAUAUUUGUUGAUGACUUGCCUCAAGAUUGUGUCAAGGAAGACAUUGCUAUGGCCUUUUCUCAAUCAGGGGAGGUCAAAUCUGUUAGGAUAAUUAAAAAUUCAUCAACUGGAAAGAACCAAGACAUUGCAUUUGUUUGUUACACAAGUAUUGAAGCUGCAAAGAAGGUUCUUGCUGAAUUUAAGGAGGGAAUUGAGGUAAAAGGAAAAAUGGUCAGGGUAUCUGCUUGUCAAGAUAAUAAUACCCUUUACCUGGGGAACAUUUGCAAGGGUUGGACCAGAGAUCAGGUGUUGAACACCCUAAAAAGUAUUGGAAUUCAAGAGUGUGAGAUAAGCUUUCCCAGUUACAAGGGAGGAAGCCGAGGGUUUGCUUUUCUUAAGUUCACCUCACAUUACUAUGCUAGAGCAGCACUUCGUCGCUUAAUGAAAUCCGAUGCUAUUUUUGGUACUGAUAGAAGCGCUAAAGUAUCCUUUUAUCGAACCCCCACAAAAUCAUCCAAGAGACUUAUACAGGCAAAAAUAGUAUACCUGGAACAUGUCCCUCUUUCUUGGGAUGAAAAUAAAGUUAAGGAAUACUGUGAAGAAUAUGGGGAGAUCCUGAAAGCUGAUGUUUUCCAGAUAUCAAAGAAUAUGGAAAAUGAAACAAUUUCUUUUGUUGAAUUCUCAUCCAGGAAGGGUGCGUUAGCUUGUGUGACAGGAAUAAACAAAGCAAAUAUUGUUGAUGGAAGCUUCAAGUUGUGUGCAUAUCUUGCUUGGCCAAAAAGUGCUUCAAAGGUCAAUAGUGCUGCACCUUCAAAUGCUGCCACCGCAACCGAGAAGGACAAAACCCACACAGAGAAGAUUCUUGUAGACAUCGAUUUGCAACAUAAAUUCCAGAAAGGCGACAAGAGCAAACUUACAUCUCAGACAAAGGAGGCAAUUAUGAAGAAGAAAAAAUCAAGUAAAUUACCAAAUGACAAUGAUACAAAACUAACCUCACAAGGUGCUGCCGAAGUACCACAAACCUCCAAAUCUUCUGAAGGCAAGAGGAAAGUUGGAAAAAACAAACAUGCCUCUGUAUACCAAAAACCAUUGAAGAAAGCAAUAAAUAAUCGUAACGUUGAUGAGAGCCAGCUAACUCAUCGGAGUGCUGCAGUACUGCAAACGUCUAACACUUCCAAAGGGAAAAGGAAAGCCAGUGAGAACAGAAGUUUAUAUUUAAACGAAAAGGCUCUCAAGAAAGCACGUGGCAAUAGUAAUUUGGGUGGAAGUUCAAGAUCUAAAUCAUAUGCCUCUGAUCUGGAACCUCAUGCUGGAUUCAUUUCGCCUGCGAUUCGAGAUAAUGGCAGUGAUGCAUAUAAUCGACAGAGAACUGCACGGUAUGAUAUCCAUCCUAUAGAUGUCCAUCCUUAUGCUAGAGCGCCACCAUCAGCCUACUCUGGUUACAAAAGCCAUGCUGGCUAUGAGGCUGCAAAUACAUAUGAAUACGCAGGGAACCGGGCGCCUACACCUCCAAGUGGAUCUUACAUCCCUCGAAGAGGACAUUACUAACAAAAAAUGGAGUGCUGGCUCUGUGCAUCCAUUCGAUCGCAUGGUAACAAGGAAUCAAGGAUCUCCGUAUUUAGAUGUUUCAUACAUGUUAUGUAGACGUUAAAAAGUAACUUGUUUAAGGAAAAUAAGAACCCUCUGCAGCUUUCCCUUUGACUGAAGUGCAGCCCGGCACACCGGUUGCUUGUUGAAGAAUGCUUUUUUUAUUAUUAUUGUAGUUAAGAGUCCAGACGUCGUUAUUACCACUUAUCUUCGUAUUGGAAAAAAAAUGUCUUUUUCUUAGUCCA
This is a messenger RNA of Zea mays, 2588 nucleotides long. RefSeq names its product heterogeneous nuclear ribonucleoprotein Q. Lineage: Eukaryota; Viridiplantae; Streptophyta; Magnoliopsida; Poales; Poaceae. The transcript is spliced from 12 exons. Bases 196 to 2304 code for a protein of 702 amino acids. Gene Ontology annotation, molecular function: RNA binding. The record is from RefSeq and is a predicted model, not a curated record.